UUGAUCAUUGAGGCAACUUUGAAAAAGAUAUCCUUCGCCUUGGUCCAGGAACCCUACAUCGGUCGAAUUGGGGAGAUGAAAAGCUAUCCAGGGACACGAAUAAUACAAUGUAACAGAGAACCCAACACCGAAAAGGUUAUCAAAGCAGCCAUUGUAUUGUUCGACGACACCAUUAACAUAACCCAGUGUCCCGGGUUAACAACGGAAAACAUUGCAGUCGCCAGGUUAAGGACUGGGACCUGGGAGAUGGGAGUGGUGUCUGUCUAUCUGGAAAGCGAUAAGCCAAUCGACCCAUACCUGGACACGAUCGAAAAGGCCGUGGAAGCUUUGGGGACUGGAAGCGUGAUAGUAGGUGGUGACGUGAACGCAUGGUACACCUGGUGGGGAAGCCGGGAGGCGGACGUCAGGGGAAUAGACGUGGCUGCUAAACUCGACGAAUUGGAGCUCCAUAUACUAAAUGAGGGAACUGAACCCACUUUUGACACCAUCAGAGGUGGAAAAAGGUUUUCUAACUGCGUAGACAUAACAACUUGCUCGACGAGCCUGCUUGGAAGGGUUGAAAACUGGAGGCUAUCCGAAGAAAUAACCAGUUCGGACCACAGGGCAAUCCUAUUCGAUAUAAACUUAGAAAAAUCCGUUGGCAUAGACAUAGAAAGAAAAACAAGAAAAUACAAUACAAAAAAGGCAAACUGGAGCGAGUUUCGUGAGAAACUUCUCCAGAUUUGGAGCAAUAAACAAAUUACUAAAAUAGAAAUAGAUAAAAUAGAGAUGAGAGAAGAAUUAGAGAUAAAAAUAGCAGAAGUUACAAAAACAAUAACCGAACUUUGCGACAAUACUUUACCCAAAUUAAAACACAAGAAGCGUAUGGGAUUGCCCUGGUGGACCGACGAGUUAACACAGCGCAAAAAGGAAGUCUCCAGACUGAAGCGUCGAAUCUCAUACGCAGCACCAAUUCGUCGAGAGUGGGUCGUUGAACAAUAUCUCAAUGCAAAGGAAGGGUACCAGCAGGAAGUUAAAAGAGCUCAAACUUCCAGCUGGAAGGACUUCUGUAGCAAACAAGAUAGAGAGUCAAUGUGGGACGGGAUCUAUAGGGUGAUAGGCCGUACAACAAAGAGACAGGAGGAUACUCCCCUUGUCUUAAACGGGAAAACUAUGGGGAACGAAGAAUCAGCCAAGACUCUGGCAGAAAUAUUUUAUCCGGAUGACGACACCCAGGAGGACGAUGCUGGACACAGGCUGAUAAGAGAGACAGCGAGAGUUGUAAAUGAAGAAUCACAUGAUGACUCAUGUGACCCACCUUUUACUAUGGAGGAGCUGAUGUGGUCUGUGUCUAGUUUCAACCCCAAAAAGGCACCAGGGAAUGACGGCCUUACGGCCGACAUUUGUGAAGCAGCUAUAGCCGCGGACCCGAAACUGUUUUUGGCGAUUGCCAAUAAAUGCCUGAGUCUGGCGUACUUUCCAAAAAAAUGGAAAGAGGCGGUAGUAGUGGUGCUGCGAAAGCCUGGAAAAGAGAGCUACACACAUCCCAAAUCUUAUAGACCCAUUGGGCUGCUACCUGUACUUGGGAAAAUCUAUGAAAAGAUGCUAAUUCAAAGAAUUAAAUGGCAUAUUGUGCCUAAAAUUAGCCGGACACAAUAUGGAUUUAUGCCACAGCGUAGCACCGAAGACUCCCUCUAUGACAUGGUGCAGCACAUAAAAGCUAAGCUGAAAAAUAAAAAGCUAAUUGUAUUAAUAUCUUUGGACAUAGAGGGAGCCUUCGACAACGCAUGGUGGCCGGCGAUAAGAUGUAGAUUAGCAGAGUCUGGAUGCCCGAUAAAUUUAAGGCGCCUCACAGACAAUUAUUUUGAGGACAGAGCAGUCCGCGUUAGGUAUGCAGGAGCAGAAUGGGUGAAAACGACUGCAAAGGGAUGUGUGCAAGGCUCAAUAGGGGGUCCUAUAUUUUGGAAUUUGUUGCUCGACCCACUAUUGAAGGAACUAAGCGAAAAAGGGGAACACUGCCAGGCUUUCGCAGACGAUGUGGUCCUGAUCUUCUCCGGGGAUAGGGCAUUGGAAGUCCAAGACCGGGCCAAUGCGGCCCUCGUAUAUGUUCAGAGGUGGGGAGUCAGAAACAAGCUUAGGUUUGCACCACAUAAAACUAAAGCCAUGGUGAUUACAAACAAGAUAAAGUAUGACUCACCACUUCUGAAAAUGGGUGGGGAGAGCAUUGCGUUGUCAAGAGAAAUAAAAAUACUUGGACUCACAAUAGAUGACAAAUUGACCUUCAACACACAUAUUAAAAAUGUGUGCUGUAAGGUACAAAGACUCUACAGCCAACUAAUAAGAGCCGCUAAGAUCAAUUGGGGCCUGAACCCGGGGAUCAUUAGGAUCAUUUACGUUGCAGUAACGGAGCCGAUAAUCAUGUACGCGGCAAGCGUGUGGGCACCGUCAACAUAUAAAUUAAAAGUUAAGAAGCAGCUCGACAUGGCACAACGCGGGUUUGUUCAAAAAAUAAUUAAGUCAUACAAAACCGUAUCUCUACACUCGGCCUUACUACUCGCUGGGUUGCUUCCUUUGGACCUAAGGCCUAACAAAAUACCAUCCACCGUACAACCCUUAGAGCAGGUAACCCAGCAGGAACAAGAGGUUUCAGCUCCGGAACCCACGGACAUGGUUGAGCAACAAAAGGGUUAUCAAAUAAGCGAACCGUCCGAGAAGCCUGAAAUAGACUCAGCUUCGAGCUUCUUCUCACCACCUAAACUCGAUGAGGCAACCACUUCAUCCCCCGUUCUCACAAGAACUGGAUCAAACUUACUGAGAAUACGCACUCAAAUAAAACAGGCAAAAGCUGCAGAAGCUCAAGAAAUUCUAAGAGCAAUGUCAGAGGCUGAAGAAACAGGUGACUCGGACGUAGACAGCGGUGACACCAAUAUCUCACUAGACGCUUCAACAAGAUCAAUAGGAGGGAGUCGCAUGCUGCUCAACGAACUGCCUAGACACGCAAAUGAGAUUCUACAAAGGGCCAAAGCAGACCUGGAAAAGUCGAGUAACCUUAAGAGGGAGAUUCGAGAAAGUGUUGUAGCUGGUCUGUACACGCUUUAUGAGAUGAUCCUAAAGUUAUCCGACUCCCGAAUGCUUCAUAUGUUAGAAUCAAGCAAGCAAAAAGCAAAUGUCUCACGUGAAUCUGAAAGGCUAACUCAAAGGCAUGCAAGAUUUAUGCAUGAGACUUUGGGCCAGUACGCUCUACUGAAAGACAGCAUAGAGAAGCUGCAAAAGGAAACCGAGUCCACUAGACUUAUAGUUUCGUAUGAUCUUUGUGAAGCAAUGACUGCAACAAGGCGAGAGAUCACAAACAUACGGAGCGACACAAACUUGGACUCUAAUCUUGCAAAUCAGCUACGGAUUAUUACGGAAGAAAUAAAGCAACUGCGAGGAGACAUGAUGUCUUCACACAAACCGGUCACUCUAGAAGAGCGACAGUUCCCUAUUGCCGAGGAAUUAGGAGAGCUUCGGCGAAUUACCCAGGAGCUUUCCACCAAAACCAAACAAAGUAUGCCAUCUAAUAGGGGCGAGGAAACUAUCAGAAUAGAGCAGCUUGCAAAGACCACCACAGAAUUGCAACAGCACAUAACAGACACAAAAGCACACCUAACUGCAGAUGUGCAAGAAUUAAAAAAAGAAGUUCAUACGAUAUCACAAGACAUCAAAAGUCUAGCUGCAAUCUGCUCAAGCUCCUCAUUUCCAUCAGUUCAAGCCAGUUUGGAAGAACUCAGGAAAGAUACAAAAGAGCUUAGAGAUACUGCACUUGAUUCAACGGCACCAAUAAGGGUAGCCAUUGAGAGCCUCAGGACUGAACUCAAACAAAGAACAGAUAUUGAAGGAACAGAGCCAAGAGGCUUCUCACACCUGCCCGGAGAAAAUUAUACUGAGCGAUAUCAGCACACACUAAUGCUUCAACAGAAAAAAUUUCCACGCUCCUUCUCAGAGGUAGUUGCAAAACCAAAUUACCCACUCAUAGUGGAGUCAAUUGAUCCCAGACGGACAAGCGAUGACGUAAUAAAGCAGAUUAAGGGCGGGGUCGACGUGGUUGACUUAGGCAUCGGCAUCAACCAAAUUAGAAAGGCAAAGAACCAGAAAGUCCUCAUCAGCUGUGAGUCUGAAGGAGACAGAAAUACACUUCAGGACCAACUUAAAAGCACAGCCAAUCAGCUUACCGUUCACAGGCCAGCCACAAAAUUCCCGCUUAUACGCCUAACAGGAGUCGUCUUCGACUUGACGGAUGGGAAGAUCGUAGAGGCCGUGAUGAAACAAAACGCUACACUUCUAAACGACAUCCCAGCAUCACAAAACCACAUAAAAGUAAUUAGGAGAACUAAGGGUCGCACGAGUUGCACGUGCAAUGUCAUCCUAGAGGUAAGCCCACAAAUCUGGACGAGACUACAAAACCAAAAAGUCAGAAUAGGCUUCCAAAUAGUACCAGCCACAGACCAAUCACCGGUAAUACAGUGUUAUCGAUGCCUAGGUUAUUCUCAUCUAGCGCGAGAAUGCCAAGUUCAGAAAAUCGCAUGUGGGUACUGUGCUGAAUCGCAUGACACAAGAGAGUGCUGCAAUAAAAACAAAGUACCUAACUGUAUAAAUUGCAUAGAUAGAAAGGAAACUGAUGCCAACUGUGCCCAUCCCGCUUAUAGCCCGGAAUGCCCGGAGUGGCGUAAAUGGGACCGGAUUGCCCGAGCAACCAUUUCAUACUGCUAA
Molecule: messenger RNA, 4728 nt
Organism: Parnassius mnemosyne (clouded apollo)
Lineage: Eukaryota; Metazoa; Arthropoda; Insecta; Lepidoptera; Papilionidae
Source: the annotation of a GenBank genome assembly